CAGCCCCUGGUGCGGCCCCAAGCAAUUGCAUACAGCCUUUUUAUCAUCAGAAUAAAAAUGACAAUGACAGCAGAAAAUGGCCGUUCUCCCUGGAGCAGAGCUGAACUUCCCACUUCAAAGGCUCUGGAUGCCUGUCUGGGCAAGGCAGAAGAACAUUCAGUGUUCAAGAAGCUGCUGGGCAAACUGUUUCAGGACACAAAUCCUGAGCUGAGAGUGGCUUUGCUGGAGAGGGAACCGGGCAGCGGAGAAGCCCCACAGCAAGCAGAGAGCAUAGCCGAAGAAGCGAUGCUGAGUGCUCACUUGCUGUGCUGCAGGGAGGAGCUGAUGCAGAGCGUGACACAGCUGAGCCCCAUGACAGAGUUUUGGAGGCAGCAGAAGAGGGAUUCCUGA
Lonchura striata (white-rumped munia) is the source of this 390-nucleotide messenger RNA. NCBI's taxonomy places the organism in Eukaryota, Metazoa, Chordata, Aves, Passeriformes, Estrildidae. The record is from RefSeq and is a predicted model, not a curated record.